Ogataea parapolymorpha DL-1 is the source of this 2460-nucleotide messenger RNA. Its product is annotated as Subunit of a heterodimeric peroxisomal ATP-binding cassette transporter complex (Pxa1p-Pxa2p). Gene Ontology annotation, molecular function: ATP binding; ATP hydrolysis activity; ABC-type transporter activity. Bases 1 to 2460 code for a protein of 819 amino acids. Gene Ontology annotation, cellular component: peroxisomal membrane. The transcript has a single exon. The record is from RefSeq and is a predicted model, not a curated record. NCBI's taxonomy places the organism in Eukaryota, Fungi, Ascomycota, Pichiomycetes, Pichiales, Pichiaceae. Gene Ontology annotation, biological process: very long-chain fatty acid catabolic process; fatty acid beta-oxidation; long-chain fatty acid import into peroxisome.
AUGAGUUUAGAUAUUACGAAGGCAUCGGUGAAGCAGAGCCUGUCAAGGCUUUUGUGGAAUAACAGCCGUGCCUUGAAGUUCCUGAACAUCAGUUUGAACUCAAAACCGGUGUUGCUCUUCCUGCUAUCCAUCUCCUCCAGCUCUAUUUUCAUGCUUAUAUAUAAUGUGGUCAAGUUGAUCAACUAUUUCAAGCUGAAGUCACUUCAAAGGAGUCAGUUGGAUCUUUCAAAACGGAACUUUUACAAAAAAGGUUCCGAUUAUCGGAUCAUCAACGUUCCUUACAAGAACAACAAUUUAAAGGUGAAAAUAGAUCGCACAAAUCCAGAUAAAUAUGAACACGACAAACUAGUUUUCAAAAAGUUCCUUCGCGACACGGAGUUUAGCGAUAUGACCGACAGCGUGGUCGAGUCCAAGUUCCUCAAAAAGCUAUACAUUAUUUGGCGACAUGUUCUUAUUCCAAAAGUCUUGCAUCCAAAUAGCACGAUCCUCGUUGGACAGUUACUUUGUCUGGUUGCACGAACCUGGAUGAGCUUACUGGUUACAAGGCUAGAUGGACAAAUAGUGAAAGAUCUCAUAGGGCUCCGAGGAAAAGCGUUCUUGCGAGGCAUCAUAUACUGGUUCUUGUUUGCAUUCCCUGCUUCAUACAUAAAUUCUGGAAUCAAGUUUCUAACACACCGUCUUGCUCUCAAUUUCCGGACCAAUCUUGUCAGAUAUUGCCAUGACUUGUACAUGGACCCUAGAAUGGUGUAUUAUAAGCUACAAUUCAACCAGAAUCAGUCUGAUGUUUAUAAGAUGGAUUUCAACUACGUUGAUCAAUACCUAACGGAAGACAUCAAGAAGUUUAGCGACUCGUUGACAUCCAUGUUCUUAAAUGUUGGCAAGCCAACUGUUGAUCUGAUUUUUUUUGCCAUCUAUCUACGCGACAACAUUGGUAGCGCAGGCAUUUCUGGAAUUCUGAUGUGCUAUUUUCUGACCGGAUGGUUUUUGAAGCGCCACUCACCCAACUUCAGCAAAAUUUGGAAAACAAAGACCCACUUAGAAGGGAUAUAUUACAACUACAAUCUGAACCUAAUCAAUAACUGCGAGGAAAUCUCGUUCUAUAAAGGAAUUAAGAUCGAAAAAAGCAAAGUCCACAAAAUAUUCAACAAUCUUCUGUCGCAUUCAAAUUUGGAGAUCAACGCAAAGUUCCACUAUGGACUUUUGGAGGAGUAUAUUCUAAGAUAUGCUUGGCCCGCCUUUGGCUAUUUCUUUUCCAGUUUCCCUAUUUUGCUAAACUACAACUCAGCAGACUCAGACAGCAUCAAGGGUUUCAUUGUGAAUAAGAGAUUGAUGCUAAACAUGGCUGAUGCUGGAUCUCGUUUGAUGUAUUCUAUCAAAGACAUCAGUAGCUUGAGUGGAGUAACAGAUCGCAUUUUCACUUUGCUACUCAAUUUGCAUCAAGUUCAUGAUCACAAUUUCCAGUAUGGAAUUGCAUAUAACGGGUUCGGCUCUCAACUGAAGCUCACAUCAUUCACUUCGAGAUUGCGUGUUCCUUCCAGCUCCCACAUUGGAAUCAACGGAACAAUUCAGACAUCGUAUCCUGGUCUCCGUUUUGAACACAUUCCAGUGAUAGUGCCAUCUGCAGAAGGAAUCAACGGCACCAAAUUGUUGAGUAGCUUGAACUUCAAAAUAAAUCUGGGCGAAACGUUGUUGAUUUUGGGCAAAAAUGGAAUUGGAAAAACAUCCAUUAUGCGUAUCAUUUCGGAGCUAUGGCCGCUAUAUCGUGGACUUCUGUCAAAACCUGCGCCUAACGAAAUAAUGUAUGUUUCGCAAAAAUCUUACUUCAUCAAUGGUUCCUUGCGAGAUCAAAUAAUAUAUCCCCUAAACCACUUGCAAAUGAUUGAAAAGGGAUACACAGAUCAUCAACUGAUAACCUAUUUGAAUGAAGUGGGGCUCGGGUAUUUGUUAGAAAGAUUCGGAAACCUUGAUUACCAUCCAAAUGAAACUGCAACCAUCAUGACCGAUGAGUUAAUCGUCAACGGUAAAAGUGUCAAGAUAUACAAUUCCAAUGUCGGCUUAGGAGACGGUAAGAAAAGCUGGCAUACAUUGCUCAGCGGAGGUGAACGUCAAAAAUUGAUAAUGGCGAGAGUGCUGUUUCAUCAAAAGAAGUUCGUGAUUCUUGAUGAGCCAACAAAUGCGAUAUCCUAUGACUAUGAGGAUGCAAUUUUCGAGAUGAUGAAAGCUAAGAAAUUCACUUUCAUCACCAUCAGCCACCGCGAGACUUUGAUCAAGUACCACGAUUAUGUCCUCCGCCUGAAUGACGUUGACAAUUAUGAGUUCGAAAGGGUAGACGAUGGCCUGAAAACAUUUGAAAGCAUGGACAAAGAGAUAGCAUUCCUGAAAGCAGAACUUGAGCAAAUGGAUAAAGCCAUAGAGAGGAAACAAGAACUGCUUAAUCUAUUAAGUGGUCCCGAAGAUUAA